AUGCAAGAGAGUCUGCUUUCAACCAUUUUGAUGGAGUUAGACGACCGUAAUUCUACCCGAACGCCCCAGCGCUUGCGCCGACCCCGUGCCGCCCGCGCGUGCGAUCUUUGCCGUGCGAAGAAGAACAAAUGCGACGAAUCCUAUCCUUGUUCUUACUGCAAAGGCCGCAAUGUAACGUGUGUUUACCAAGGGCUGCAGAACACCUCUCGACGCUACACGGCAGAAUAUGUGAAGCAGCUGGAGGAUGAGGUGCGGCGUCUUUCGAAUACACCUAUCACUUCGCCAAAUGUGCAGCCUGCGGUGCGAUUUCAUCAGAGUUCACUGGAAAUUCGAGGCCCACAACAAGAAACGAAUGCCGCUUCCAGGCCAAACACAUCGGUAUCCGUUCGAAGUGUCGUGGCAGAAGAAAUCUCGGGAGCGAAUGGUCACACAGACGGCAUCGAGUUCUAUGGGAGUUCAUCAUCCUUUGCUCUGCUAUCUCGCGUACAGCGCUUAGGACAAAACUCGCGCGACAACGAAAACACUGCUGAGCUAGUUUCCAGUUUACAUAAUGCCACCUUUCAGACGACACCCACCGAUUCCCACGCAGAUGGCCCUGAUGCUGGUACUACGCGUGCUGAUUACUAUCCCCAAUGCCGAAACUUCAUAGAGAACUUCUUCUCUACCAUCCAUUAUAUCCACCCCAUCCUGGACAAGCGUGAAUUCAUUCAAAAAUGCGAAGCACUCUGGUCAUCUUGUACAGCAGAGGCUAGUUCUCAACAACCUACCAGUUUUGUUGCCCUUUAUUACAGUAUUCUUUCUGUAGGAGCGAUGGUCGGAGUCCGCGAAGAAGAAGAUAUUGACGGCCUGACUAAUCUCCAAUGGUCACGCAAGUUCUUUGGCAUGGCUUGGACAUGCUGUCACUCACUUGGGCUCAUCACCAAUCUCGACAUGGUUCAGUGUUUCUUCAUGAUGGCAAAAGUUUGCCAGAACGAACUCAACCCACAUUGGUCAUAUAUGUAUACCGGGUUUGCUGUGCGAACAGCAUUGGCUAUGGGUGUGAAUCGAGAGCCCGGACCUGAUACAAAGAAAACAAGUGCCCAACUAAAGGCGGAAUCAAGAACGUGGUGGGGUCUGUAUUCACUUGAAAUGGAGAUUUCGUUCUCUAUUGGGCGGCCGGACACCCUGGGUGCAGACCUAUACCACAACCGGAGACUUCCAUUGGUAGGAAUGGACAUGACAGCAACCCCAGCAAACCCAGUUGACUCUGAGAUGCUCGAACCACCCCAUUGCGCCAUUAUUGGCCGCAUGGUCGAAUUUUCGAGGAUAACCAGGCGAAUCUGUCAGAAACUAUAUCUGUCUAAUGCAAGCAUCUCCGAAAUGAUCUCUUUGACCAAUGAGAUAGAGGCCGAACUCAAUGGCUGGCUCGAUGGGCUCCCUGAUGCUAUCCGGCCUUGCGUACAGAAUCAACUCCGGCAAAAGUCUUCUCUAAGCUCCGCCAAGGACGCGAUAUGGGUCAAGCGGCAAAGGCUUGUGCUGAGUAUACGAUACCAUAACCUCAAAAUUCUUCUCUUUGGCUCGAUACUCAUAAGAUCAUCGCCUGCCGAGCGCGGAAACAUCCCGGGAUGCCUAGAGAACGUGCACAAAUGCCUCGAGUCAGCCAAACAGACAAUCACUAUUAUCUAUGAGACUUACGCACAUAAUGACUUUUUCCACACUUGGUUUUAUAACGCUACAUAUACCGUCUUUGCCGCUUCUGUCAUAUUGCUCUACGUCGCGCAAGGUUCGGCCAGCGACGAAGAGAUCCAAUCGCUAUUUGAACUAGUCAACAUGGCCAUAGAAAUUCUAGAAUCCAUGGACGAGAGCGUUGUCGCUGUGGAGGCAGCAAAGCUCUUGCGGCGAGCGAGAGAUAAAGCUCAACACAGAGGAGUAUCGGAAAGUGCGGCAGCGGACGACAACAACAACCCCAGUCAUGCUUUCCUUGAUUCCGACCCUGUCAGCUCUCUUUUCACAGAUGCGGAAGGCCACUCGAAUCAGCUGAACCAUUAUUGGGGUUCACUUGGACUUUUGGACAACAAUGCCAUGGAUUUCGACAUUGCCGCUUACCUUGGCGGGUUUGACCAGAACAAUCCCAUGUUAUUGUUCUUAGGAGAUCAAUGA
Exserohilum turcica Et28A is the source of this 2139-nucleotide messenger RNA. RefSeq lists its product as uncharacterized. Gene Ontology annotation, biological process: positive regulation of transcription from RNA polymerase II promoter by galactose; DNA-templated transcription. NCBI's taxonomy places the organism in Eukaryota, Fungi, Ascomycota, Dothideomycetes, Pleosporales, Pleosporaceae. Gene Ontology annotation, cellular component: nucleus. The record is from RefSeq and is a predicted model, not a curated record. The transcript has 7 exons. Gene Ontology annotation, molecular function: RNA polymerase II cis-regulatory region sequence-specific DNA binding; zinc ion binding; DNA-binding transcription factor activity, RNA polymerase II-specific. The coding region runs from base 1 to 2139 and encodes 712 amino acids.